CACGCACACAGACGACUCCACACAGAGAGACAGAAGAAAGGGAUGGCGACGACCCGCGUGAGCCUGCUCCUCCUGCUAGCAGUUGCGCUCGCCGGCUCUGUUGCCGGGGCAUCGGCCUUCACCUGCACGUCGGGUCCUUGCUACAACGGCACGGCCGCUUUCUACGGCGACGCCGACGGCGCGGGGAAUGAAGCUGGAGUAUGCGGUUACGGGCCAGCGGUGGCCAAGCCGCCGUUCAACGCCAUGGUUUUUGCAGCAAGAGAUUACUCGCGGACCGCCGUGGGAUGCGGCAGAUGCUUCAACAUAACCUGUCGACACCCCGUGUGCAAUCCUGAUGGAGUCACGGUAACGUUCGCCGACUACUGCAGCGGCGGACCGUGCGUCGACAACGACGUCAUUGAGAUGAGCGGCCACGCGUUUUCCGCGAUGGCCCUGCCGGGCCGAGAAUCCGAGCUGCGCGCGUCACCCACUGUUCCUGUAACUUACCAACUAGUUGACUGCCGCUACUCAUCCAGCAUGGCCUACCUCGUCGACCCGACCGCGACAUCGGAGCGCUUCACUGUCGUACUCCUGUAUGUGCCAGGGGAUGCCUACCCCGGCCUGCUGACUGUUCACUUCAAAGAUGAGUCGAGCGAGGACUGGGUGGAUGCUGAUCCAUGUCAUCCCCGUCGGCUGGCACGGGGGGAAGACCUACUACGCGGCCUGAGCAGAGCUCACCUUAGACGGGUAAUAGAAACGUUCAGUGCGGUCCGAGUGAUGUACUCCCUCCAUUUCAAAAUAUAGUGCGCUCACGCUUUCCGAGGUCCAACUUUGACCAUAAAUUUAACCAACGAGACCAACUGCGGCGGGAGAAAAAAUUAUGUAAUUGAAUACUUCU
Messenger RNA from Triticum dicoccoides, 877 nucleotides. Its product is annotated as expansin-B18-like. The transcript is spliced from 3 exons. Gene Ontology annotation, cellular component: extracellular region. Bases 43 to 783 code for a protein of 246 amino acids. NCBI's taxonomy places the organism in Eukaryota, Viridiplantae, Streptophyta, Magnoliopsida, Poales, Poaceae. The record is from RefSeq and is a predicted model, not a curated record.